AUGGAGGACACAGAGCGAACUCCAUUGAAAGAAUCGUUUUCCGAUGUUUUUAAAACUCCACCCUCAUCAAGCACUCAUUCAACAGCAACAACAACAACAAAUGAGGAAAAGAAUGAUCAUCAAAAUGGUUUUUUGCAUGUCUCAAUGGAACCGAAUAGCAACGAUCGAUCUUCAGUGGGCUCAAGUGGACCGAAAAAGGUAAGCUUUGCUGAGUUCGCCGACCAAAUCGAGCCGUCGCCUUUUCCAGAAAAGCCCUCUCUCUGCUAUUGCAGUAUUUUA
This is a messenger RNA of Mesorhabditis belari, 279 nucleotides long. The record is from the annotation of a GenBank genome assembly. Lineage: Eukaryota; Metazoa; Nematoda; Chromadorea; Rhabditida; Rhabditidae.